Messenger RNA from Papaver somniferum (opium poppy), 990 nucleotides. RefSeq lists its product as uncharacterized. The transcript has 2 exons. The record is from RefSeq and is a predicted model, not a curated record. NCBI's taxonomy places the organism in Eukaryota, Viridiplantae, Streptophyta, Magnoliopsida, Ranunculales, Papaveraceae. The coding region runs from base 1 to 990 and encodes 329 amino acids.
AUGGGAGAUGCUUCUCAUGCGUCUCAUGUUAGGUCUCGUACUUAUGCUGAUCAGGUGAAGGGGAAGCAACAGCUUCCAACAACAUCUAUUGAUCUCAGUUCUUUACCAUUGCCAACGUUAAAAGAAGGCAAACCAGCGAUUGUUUUACCUGAAUCUUUCUAUUUGGAAGGUUGUGAUAUUUGGAAAUUCAGCCUUAUUGGACGUUUAGAUUUCAAAGGAAUUACUUUCCAAGAGGUGAAGGAUGAUUUGGAACAUCAAUGGCAGCUAGGUCAAGGUGCGGUUCAGCUAAUUCCUAUGAGUAGAGGUUUCUUCACCAUCAAGUUACAAUUCCAAACAGCAAAAGACAAGCUUUUGAAUGCUGAAGCUUGGUUUUUUAGGCAUCAAAAGCUAACCCUAAUUGAAUGGUUUCCUGGUUUUGAUGCUGAAAAACAAAGAUCAUCUCAUGCUUCCGUGUGGGUUUCUUUUCCAGGAACUCCAAUUGUGGUUGAUAGACGUACUCUUGCUCAUGAAUAUGGUCACUUUGCAUCAGUUUUGGUGGAUAUUAAUUUUGCUGAAGCAGCUACUGAUGCUAUUCAUAUUACGGUUGGGGGUUUAGAUAUUUGGCAAGCUGUUGAGAUUCAAAAAGUUCCAAAAUAUUGUUCCAAGUGCAAGUUGAUUGGGCAUACUGAUCAUGAAUGUAGAAAGCAGCACAAGGAAAAUACUGAGCGACAACUUGUGGUAAGCAAACAAGUUAGCGUUGAUGAUUCUCAACCUGGCGUGAGCAAUAUUCCUAAACCUGCUGGUGGGGAAUGGCAAGUGGCUAGGCGUAAGAAGAAGGGUAAGAAAAAAUCUCACAACGUCAAUGUAGAUGUUCGUGAUGUUGUUGAUAAUAUUGCUGGUGAAGAAGCUGAUGUGGAGUUUGCUGCUAAGCUGGUGAAGGCUCAGCAGUUGGAGGUUGUUAUGGCACAAGCCAAAGCUGAUUUUGAAUCUGUCUAUGUUGAAUUGAUAUAA